GUCUGCAAAAUGGUCGCACGAUGUCGCUGCAUCUCCAUAGUUACAAAGCUACGCUGCUAAUUUUUGCCGCCAACUGAUUGUGUGCUACAAAUGUUACAAUAGAAUGGCUCUUCAGGAAAACAACAAAAGCCCUUCGUUUAGAUAUGGAGUGCGAGCUUCAGGACUUGGCGAGGUUUGGACGCAUACACACGACCAACUUAAAUUUACCCAAUUCGGAUGGAGGUGUACUACUAAAGAAAGUAGUUACAGCAACAGAACUUUAAUUGGAAAUUGGAAUGAGCAACGAUAUGAAGUAAACAGAGCGUUAGAGCUUAAACCGCUUCCAUCACAGUACGAUCAUUACUUUGAAACGACGUCAUCGCAAGACUACAGACACAGUGGGGAACCGGUGGGAUUAGAUAACGUUUCGAAAAAGGUUGAUCUUCGAAAACUGGCGGGAAAAGAACCAACAGCGUUUCCAGGUCACCAACCAGAGUUAGAUCAUGACCUUGACAAAGAAAUGUACAACUCAUUUAUCACCACAUCCCGCAACGCAUACGUACAUCCAACGGUUCGUAAAACGCCCCAAGUCUAAAGUCGUCAUGUUACAGACUUAAUCGUUAUACAAUGAUCUGCCUAAUGCGUUUUUGAACUAUUUACCAUACUGCGCUAGAUAAGUAAUAUUGAUCACAGCCAUGUUUAGGUUUAGCUUUUGUGUUGUUAUUAAUUUAACAUUGAAACAAGCCACUGAUAUAUAGAAAUGUAAUAUUACUGUGCAUUUUUCAAUACAAAAUAUUUUAUAAAACCAGUAUGCUGGUGCAAACAG
Messenger RNA from Ciona intestinalis (vase tunicate), 805 nucleotides. RefSeq names its product cilia- and flagella-associated protein 68-like. The record is from RefSeq and is a predicted model, not a curated record. Lineage: Eukaryota; Metazoa; Chordata; Ascidiacea; Phlebobranchia; Cionidae. Gene Ontology annotation, biological process: flagellated sperm motility. Gene Ontology annotation, cellular component: nucleus.